CACAACGCUGAACUUCAUGUCUAUCCCUAUACAACACCAGCUUGAAAAAGCAGCAAAUACAGGAGGUGGUAAAGCAGACAACCAGUGAGAUAUCUGGUAGAGAAGCAAGUGAAGUGGGCAGGAAUAUCCAAGAAAGAGCCUGAUCGGUGUUGGAGUUAUCAGGUACCAUAUAUUAUUCUGUAAACUUGACAGUCAAAUGAAGCUUGGAAGAGUGGGAUACCUCUAAAUUAAGGGAUUUUUCAGAUGUUAGUUUUUUUGGCAAUUUUAGAUGAGGCUUAGUGGGAUAAGACUGGGGAACUACUUGAGGUCGGCAUUGAUUAAAUCAAGCACCUAACUUCAGGACUUGGAGAUAUGAGCUCAGUGGGAUGAUUUUUAUUCAACAACAAGCCCUGGGCAUCUACUUAAUGUGUAUUGUUUAUGUGUAUUGCCCCAGGUCACACAUAUUGUAGAAUAUCUAGUAAUAGAAACUGGUUUCUGAACUUCCUGUCUGAUGCAUUCGCCACUGGACAAAUCUCACCCAAGGCAUUUACCACUAACUUUCUUCUUUGGUGUUUGAAGGCCUUGCAGAAAUAUUGACUAAACUGAAAAUUAUUUUUGAUUCUUUUCCGAGAACUGUAGAGGAGAGUGAUGUGGUGGUGAUAAUGUCAGUGAGAGCAUAUGUCCUGAGCUCCCAACUGCUACAUCACUGAAUUUCACCAGCCUGCCUUUCUUUGCAAUGUCACUUUGUUCUUCCAUGUGAGAUGAUAACCAUGUUUUUUCCCAAUGAUUCUGUUCUCUUCCCACGUACUUUCUUCUUGGCUGGUAUCCCAGAAUUGAAUUCUGCCCACAUUUGGAUUUCACUUCCCUUUUGCUUUAUGUUUUUCCUGUCAUUGACUGGGAAUGGUGUCCUGCUUUUUCUCAUCCGGACGGAUCGCAGCCUUCACCAGUCCAUGUUUCUUUUUCUUGCCAUGCUCUCCUUUGUUGACUUGGUCCUCUCUCUCUCCACACUGCCUAAGAUGCUGGCCAUUUUCUGGUUUGGUGCUACAGCCAUCAGCUCCCAUUCCUGUCUUUCCCAGAUGUUCUUCAUCCAUGCAUUUUCUGCCAUGGAGUCAGGGGUGCUAGUGGCCAUGGCCCUGGACCGCUUUGUGGCCAUUUGUAACCCACUGCGUUACGCAACCAUCCUUACACCUGUUGCUGUUGCCAAGAUUGGAGGCCUGGUGGUAUUGCGAGGGGUGGUAUUGACCAUCUCCUUUCCAAGCUUGGCCCAUAGGCUGCCUUACUGUGGCUCACACACAAUUGCCUAUACCUACUGUGAGCAUAUGGCAGUGGUGAAGCUGGCCUGUGGGGCCACCACGGUGGACAACCUCUAUGCCUUUGCUGUGGCAAUCUUUCUUGGUGUGGGGGAUGUGGCCUUUAUUGCCUAUUCUUAUGGGCAGAUUGUGAGGACUGUAAUGCAUUUUCCUUCACCUGAGGCACGUGCUAAAGCAGGCAGCACAUGUACAGCCCAUGUCUGUGUCAUCCUCUUCUUCUAUGGACCAGGCUUUCUUUCUGUGGUCAUGCAGCGCUUUGGACCACCCACAGCCUCUGCUACCAAGGUCAUCCUUGCCAAUCUCUACUUGCUCUUUCCCCCGGCACUGGAUCCCUUUGUCUAUGGCAUCAAGACCAAGCAGAUCCAGGAGCGGCUGUUGAUGAUUCUGACCCCCAAGCGGAUUGAGCCUGCCUCAGUAUAAUUAUCAUCAGCUGGACUUCAGGGGCAGGGUGGCUCUCCCUCACUGGGUGGAAGCCCCAUAGCCCAGGUCGUUUACCUUGUGGAGAGGGUAAAAAGAAAGCAAGGAAAGUUAUCCUAGGUGUUUGGAAGUUAGGAAAUCUCUUCUGAGGUCUGUGGUAUUUAUAUAUUAGGAUGGAAAACUAAGAAGGGCUGAGGUAUCUCAAUUGAUCAAUAAGCAAGAAAUUUUUGUGAUAGCUUCUGAAAGCUUAUGAUUUAUUUCUGUUGAUAAGAUAAAUGUAUCAGGUAAUAUGAUGAUCUGAAUUCAAGUGUCUUAGGAGAUCAAAAAGAGAUGAGCUGGACAUAUGAAAAAAUGGGGCACCUCCCACCACCGCAGCUCUCACUCACAGCCAGCCCCUAGGAAGAGAUGGGCCUCUCUACCACCUACUUAGCUUCAGAGAAAGAAGGGUGGCAAAGCAUGGAGAUAAUUUUGAGUUCAAACUUAUGAGAGAAAUGCUUUAAAAUAUUCGUGCUCCAUCUGCCUAGAAUUGCAGAUUAAGCUUCCUCUCUAUAUUCCCAGUACUUUUUCAUUCUGUUUUUGAGAUGAAUGGCCCUCUGUGAUACCUGUAGUUUUAUUUCUUCAUUUUUAGUCUCAGCUGCAAGACUUUGAGUUAAUCAUACUUGCAAGCUUAUUACAUACAAUGAUUAUUGUUCUGAUUCUUGUUCUGUUUAUUUUCUGUCUUCAUUUCUUACUCUCUUGUUCAUUUCCUUCCUAGUUCCUACCUUUGGCACUCACUCUAAUGUGUUUGUGGUAUGUCCUUAUGUAUUUGUAUAUCCUUGAAAUAUAUUAGUAUUGUUUGAGUGUUAUGUAUUCCUCAUAUACAUAAAUGUUCUUUUUUAUUUCCUCAAAUGUAUAUGGUCCCUCCAGCCUGUUUGUCCAGGCUCCUCCUGAUAGAAAUGCUUUUCCCUAUCCUUAUUCUUGCCAUUUUUUUAAAAACUUUUUUUCUUUUUUCUUUAUUGGGUCAAACUCUGUUCAAUAUUCUUGCUGUUUCUACUCAUCUUAAACCUCAGUUCAAACCUCAUCUCCUUAGAAAAGGUUCUUCUAAUUACAUUAAGUCAUUUGUUUUCUGAUCUCAGAGUACUGUGUGUUUCUUUUAUUAUACAUCAUAAUUUAUAAUUAUAUAUAUUUAUUGUUGCAUAAAUAACCUCUGUCUGCAUUCCUACUAGAUAGUGAUUUCUACUGUAUUCUUAAAAUAGUUCCUGGCAUAUAAUGUGCUGUCAAUAAACGUGUGUUAAUAAAUAAGUCUCAUUAUUUUAAAGGGCCGUCUCACUAGUGUUUUUCUUCAUUGGUCACAUUAACAUAGUAUGUGCUUUUGAAUAAAUGAUUACAUAUAUUUUUUAUGACAGUGGACAUUCAAUACAUUUCUGUUGAAGAAAUAAUAAUAAAAAAAAUUGCUGUAACAGUCACUACUAACACUAUUUUCUUUACUGCCAUCAUCACUGCAAACAUCACCUUAACUUAGUCUUUGCAAAAGUUGUAAUUUCAAAUGGCGAUAUUUUCGAUGUUGGGAAAAGGCAUUGGAGGGCAUAAUUACUAUUAUAAGACAGAAUCACUGUUAUAAGGGCUUACAGGCCUCUAAGUACUCUGAGCAAACUAGCUCUGAAUAAUUAUAUCCUGAAUAUGUUGUAUUAAUGAGGAAUCUUGAUAACAAAGGCAGCUCCUGUGUGUUAAGCUCUCACUACAUGGUACCUGGAGUCCUUGAAGUAAAAAUUUUGCACAUACACUUUUUCAUUUAAUGCCCAUAAAAUGCAAAUGAAGCUGAUGCUCUAAUUAUUCCUAUUUUUAUGUCUGAUACAAUAUUAUGCUUCCUACUAAGUGAGGGUCAUUUAUUUUCUCAUAUCUCUUCUAUCUUUGGCGUCCUGGUGAGUUUAGUGUCUUUAUCCUCAAAUACAAUUUUCAGUUCUUUCCUAUAAAAACAGACAAACAAACAAAUAAGCAAAGACUGGGGCUUCUUUGAGGUUCAUGUCAUUCACUCAUAUCAUCUUCUGCCACGCCCGGUUACUGUUCUUUCUCCUCUACU
Messenger RNA from Sapajus apella (tufted capuchin), 3765 nucleotides. RefSeq names its product olfactory receptor 52K1-like. The transcript has a single exon. The coding region runs from base 741 to 1709 and encodes 322 amino acids. Gene Ontology annotation, cellular component: membrane. NCBI's taxonomy places the organism in Eukaryota, Metazoa, Chordata, Mammalia, Primates, Cebidae. Gene Ontology annotation, biological process: G protein-coupled receptor signaling pathway. Gene Ontology annotation, molecular function: G protein-coupled receptor activity; olfactory receptor activity. The record is from RefSeq and is a predicted model, not a curated record.